ACUGUGUCUCUCGGGACACAGUGGCAGCGGUUGGAACUUUCUCAGUGAGAGAGAAAGAAUUAUAUUUGUCGAGUUAAAUACAGAGUUAAAUUUGUAGAUCCACCGUCUGUGUGUUUAUUGUUGUAGUGGAUCAGACUAUGCGUGAUGUCUCUCUGUAGCUCAGUGAUGAAGACUCUGGUUUUCUUCACCUGUUCUCUUCAUCUUUCAUCAGCAGUCACACACUCUCUGCAGUAUUUCUACACUACAGUUACACCUGGAAUAAAUUUCCCAGAAUUCACUGCUGUGGGUCAGGUGGAUGGAGGACAGUUUGUGUAUUAUGACAGUGACAUCAAGAAGAUGAUCCCAAAGACGGAGUGGAUACAGAAGAAUGAGGGAGAAGAUUACUGGAAAAGUGAGACACAGAAUCUACAGUAUGAACAGAAGUACUUUAAUGUCAGUGUGAAAACAUUAAUGCAGCGCUUUAAUCAAACUGGAGGAGUUCACACAUGGCAGCUGAUGUACGGCUGUGAGCUACAUGACAACGGGACUGUUAAUGGAUACAUGCAGUACGGUUAUGAUGGAGAAGAUUUCCUCAGUUUUGAUCUGAAAACUAAAACCUGGAUCGCUCCAACACCUCAAGCUGUGAUCACCAAGAACAAGUGGGAUAAUAAUUCUGAUACUACUAAGGGCUUUAAGGACUACCUGGAGAAGGAGUAUAUCGCCUGGUUAAAGAAGUAUGUGUCUUAUGGCAGAGAGACUCUGGAGAGGAAAGAUCCUCCUACAGCAUCAGUGAUCCAGAAACACUCGCCUUCUCCAGAGGUGGUGUGUCACGCUACAGGUUUCUUCCCCAAAGAGGUGAUGAUCUCCUGGAGGAAGGACGGAGAGGACGUGAACGAGGACGUGGAGCUCAGAGAGACGUUACCCAACCAGGAUGGAAGCUUCCAGAAGAGAAGCAUUCUGAAAGUCCCAGCUGAGGAUCUGCAGAAACACACCUACACCUGCGUGAUUCAGCACAGCAGCUUGAAGGAGGAGUUAGUGCUGAAUGUGACCAAGCAGCAAAUCCGGGGAGAAAAUGUGUACAAGUGGGGUAAGGUGGAAUGGCUUAUAGGUGGUUCAGCUGGUGUUAUUGUCCUCGCUGUUAUUGGAUUUGUUUUUUGGAUAAAAAAGAAGAAAGCCUCAACACUGGAUUUAAAUUCAGAUGUAAAAUACAGCUGUGCUUCCAAAGAAAUGAGAAAGAGAGAGGAGGAAAGAGAGAUGAAGAAGGACCCUCAUAGAUGAUUAACUGAAAAGACAGCAUAAAAACAGCAAAAAAACAAACAAACAAAAAAACCUUCUUCUAUUUAAGAAUUAUGGAGGUCACUGUGAUCUCAGAUCUGUGCCUUCACACAAUCCUGUCUACGUUUUUUAAAAAAAAACUUGAAAUGUUUCCUUGUGGAAUUUUUUACUUGGUGUUUUCUAAUGCUGUGUAAUUCCUGUAAAAAUAAUUCAGGUAUAAGUGUUCAUGUCCAUGUCCUUUUUGGGGGUCAGUGGAUGGUGACUUUGUAAAAACGUGAUCCUAGCUUUAGGACGGCUGCUGAUGCUGUAUGUCUGCAACAAGCUGACGUCUCCACCUAUAUGAAAACAGGAUAUUUAACACAUCAGACAUUGUAAUGUAUCUACACUAAACUGGGAUAUUAGCAUCUUUUAACACAUUUGUUUAGUAUACUUGCAUGGGCAUAAUUUCCACUGGGGACAGGGGGGACAUGUCCCUUCCACUUUUUAACCGUGCGCCGUCAUCGCCAUGGAUGCAGCAGGAGCGAGCAGGACACAGAGAGUCUGUCUGUGUUGAUGCGUGCGACCACAUCCAGGAACGUUGCGUGUACACUCGCUAAAACUAUCUGACCAAAAGGUGUAAUGAACAGGUAUCGCGGUUGUGGCACAGUCAGCAAUGAAACACCAGAAGCAGCAUUUAAUGUCACCAUGGAUGAAAAAAGAAAGGAGAUGUGAGUUGGUUGAUUCAGUAAGUUAGUUCAGGUCAGGAUAAUCAUUUGCUAUUUAUGUCUACGCCCGUUGAUGUUAGCCUAACGCUGAUUGAGCUAAUGUUAGCAUGCACUGUUGUUGUUGGGUAACUUCAGAAUGUAGAUUAGAGCAUUCAGUGUACCAUGAAAAUGAGUUCACUUUAAACUGUGCAUUUUCUGUCAGCAAUGUAUGACAAGAAGACUCAUGUUUAUGCAUGAGAGACAAUUAUUAAAGUAAUGAUCAACAUUUUCAUAUAAUUCCAUAUUAAUGUUGCUGCUGUCAAUUGAAAUUAUAAAAUAGUGCUGUAACACACAC
This is a messenger RNA of Hemibagrus wyckioides, 2292 nucleotides long. RefSeq names its product H-2 class I histocompatibility antigen, Q10 alpha chain-like. Lineage: Eukaryota; Metazoa; Chordata; Actinopteri; Siluriformes; Bagridae. Gene Ontology annotation, cellular component: external side of plasma membrane. The transcript is spliced from 7 exons. The record is from RefSeq and is a predicted model, not a curated record. Gene Ontology annotation, biological process: immune response. Bases 145 to 1257 code for a protein of 370 amino acids.